Oncorhynchus keta (chum salmon) is the source of this 4869-nucleotide messenger RNA. RefSeq names its product Rho GTPase activating protein 20b (gene arhgap20b). The coding region runs from base 284 to 3580 and encodes 1098 amino acids. NCBI's taxonomy places the organism in Eukaryota, Metazoa, Chordata, Actinopteri, Salmoniformes, Salmonidae. Gene Ontology annotation, molecular function: GTPase activator activity. The transcript is spliced from 15 exons. Gene Ontology annotation, biological process: signal transduction; regulation of Rho protein signal transduction. The record is from RefSeq and is a predicted model, not a curated record.
CUACUGUGUGAGGAGACUGGGAUGGGAUAUCCUUAUUUAGUCAGUGAGGUGGAAAGAGGGAGGCCCAGCUCAGAAAGCAGUGAGAUUUGGGAAAGGGCAGGAAAAGGGUGCCUCUUACGGUACCACUCUAAAGGGCUCUCAGUACAAGCAAAUUAUUUUGUCAAACAAAGUGUGACUAUGAUUUUUUGCUACCUUUAAAAACGUUCCUCUGUAGUGAAUGGCAGCAUCGAAGUGCACCGGGACAUUACACUGACUGCAUUUGUGACCUACUGGGCUUAAAAAGAUGACCCCUCAACAAAGCAUUGGCUCCCACUCCAAAGUAAACUGCAAUGAGUCAAGGACUCCAGAGAAGGAGAAGAAAAUGAGGACAUCACUUCAGCGAAGACAUUCUGGCCAAUCAGCCAUCACAAAGGCAUUCAGCAAACCAAAGGGCCACAGGAGGGAUGCCGUCCCAGUCCCAUCACCAAGAGAAGAGCUGAUCCAGAACCUAACGUCCCAGAGUGCAGAGUUUGUGAUGGAAGAGCACGUGCAGCUCAGCACUGGACUGCAGACCCAGGAGAGACACUUGUUCCUCUUCAGUGACACACUCAUCAUCGCUAAAUCAAAGUCUUCCACAAGCCGCAAACGGAAGGAGAGAGUGAGGCUGUGUGAGAUAUGGUUGGCUUCCUGCAUGGAAGAGGUUGCAGAGAGAGAACUGUGCUCAAAGAACUCCUUUGUCAUUGGCUGGCCUACCACCAAUUACGUGGUAACUCUCAGUUCAUCGGAGUCAAAAGAGAAGUGGCUUACCACUUUACAAUGGCACAUCACCAAAUCCAAGGAAGUGGAAUAUCUCAGUAAUCUCACCAUGAAGGUUGUUCUCGUGGACAUUGGAAAUAGUGCAAUGACGACUGUGAAUGUGGACAAUACAUGUGAUGUUGACAAAGUCAUCAGGAUCCUCACCCAACAAUUUAAACUCACUGGCAGACCCACUGACUACCGCCUCUGGGUAGUCUCAGGGAGAGAGGAAGCCCUAUAUCCUCUUAUCGGUCAUGAGCAUCCCUUCAGUAUUAUUCUGAACUCCUUGAGGGAAAUGGACCGCCAAGCCUUGACAGUCACCAACAACAUUCUGACUGUAGAUGGGAGCCUCUACCUUGAUCACCUUCUUAAAGACGCUUCCGGCCCUCGCUUCAUCCUUAGGCUAAAGGCUGAGGGGGGAGGACAUGGUCGAGCAGAUUCCUUUCAGAAACACAUAAAGAGAAAGAAGUCUCUGUUAGACUGGGCUCUGAGAAGAGGACAUGGCAGCCAAGGAGGUGGAUAUCCUGAAUCCCCCACAACUCCUCACAAGCUCUUUGGUCUUUCAUUGGCCUCCAUCUGUCAUCAUGGAAAUUUACCCAGACCCAUCAUGGACAUGCUGUAUCUGUUGUAUCAUGAGGGCCCCACCACCACAGGGAUCUUCCGGCGCUCAGCCAAUGCUAAGACAUGCCGGGAACUGAAGGAAAGACUGAACUCUGGCAACAGUGUUCAGCUGGAGGGGGAGUCUGUGUUUGUUGCUGCAUCAGUCAUCACUGACUUUCUGCGCAACAUCCCUGGCAGUGUGCUAAGUACUGGUCUGUAUGAGAAGUGGAUGGAGGUCAUGGCGGCUGAUGAUAUUGAAGACAAGAUUGAGUUGAUAAAAGGGCUAUUGAGCCAGCUUCCAGAGGAUAAUGUUACCUUGCUCCGCUACCUGUUCGCCCUUCUCUAUCACAUCCAGGAGAGCUCGCAGGAGAACCAGAUGAACGCUUUGAACCUGGCUCUCUGUAUCGCUCCCAACAUGCUGUGGCUGCCCGUGCCCAAAGGGCCAGAGGAGGAGAGUCAGUCCACUAAAAAGGUUGCAGCUCUCAUCCAACUACUCAUUGAAAACACCCUGGCCAUUUUUGGAAAAGAUGUUGAGUGCAUUUUUACUGAGACAAAUUGUGAACAAGGAACUGUAGACGAUGUCAUGGUGGAGUCUUACCAGCAGCUCUACUUGUCUGAUGAUUGGGACUGGGAGAAGCAAGGAGGACUUCACUCUCCUAACAGGGAACCUUUAUUCCUGUCUCCAGGGAAACUGGUCUUGAAAGAGGAGAAAGAGAUUUUGGGCCUUCUGAAUGAGGUUGACUCCUUGAAAAAGCAAUAUGUGAGUGAGGAAAGUGCUUAUAGCUGUGGAAAUCUAGACUUUAUGUCUUCACUGUCCAGUGGGUCUAUAUGCUCCCUGAUGGGGACCCAGAGUCUUCGCUCAGCCCGCUGCUCCUCAGAACCCAGUGUGUCUCUGGCUUCUCCCCAGUCAGGGUCCCAAAGCCAGAUCCACACUCCUGUUGCCCGUCAGUCCAGCUGCGAUGCGGCAGUGAUGUGUGGCUGUGCAGACCACUCCCAACACACACACAAACCCCACGCUAAGGGGCUACUAAAGGGGGACAGCAGCCCCAGGGUAGGUGGCAGCAGAUCUAGGUAUGCCUUCUGGAGGUCCCCUCAGGUAGCUUCUAGGUUCUGGCACCCUGCCCAGAGGCUGGCCAUGUCCAACAGGUCCAGUUUCUCCAGCCUGUCCUCCGCAGCCACCUCACCGUCUGCCUCCUCUCUGAGCUCCAUAGACAGUGCCUUUUCCUUCUGCUCUGACUCUGUGUCCUCUCCCAACGAGCCCAGCUCCCUACCCUUCCUGUUCGGCACGUCGGCACGGUUACGCCCCCUCACCCCAGACACCCCGAAGAAAUUCCCAAAAGACUGGAGCAUGACAUUCCCAGUGGCAGUGACUCAGGCACCUGAGGUUUUGGACUUGUAUAAUAAGUAUGAUGAGAGAGAAGAAGACAAGGAGCAUUACCGUUCUAAUAGCAUUCAGAAUAGAGAAGACUACCAGUUGCGUACGCAAAGCCUCUAUAGUUUAAAAGGUGAGAAUAGUCAAAGCCCUGUCCCUCAACCAGAUGACAGUGAGAAUUUUAUCUCUGAUUGGAGUGGGGAGCAGGUGCACCAGAGCCAGAAGGAUAAAGUGUUUGAGACAUCAGAGCCAAAAGGCCAGACCAAAGAAAUAUCCAUUACACACAUACAGCUGAGAAAAACAAACAACCAGGCUGUCAACAAAGAAGAGGUGAAGAGGACAAAAAUGACAUUUUACACCUCCUCUAACAGAAUGCUGGUGAAGAAACCGUCUGAUCAAUCUGUGGAAGAGUGUGGCAUCUCUCUGGUGUCUGACACAGGGAGAGAACAUAAGGAAAAUGAGGAACUUCUCGGUCAGAGUGUGCAGGUCCACAUACCCCAGACAGUGUUCUAUGGUCAAAACACUCCACUGGUCCUUCAGUCUGUGUCAAUCAGACAAUCUGUCAACAACAAGGAGAAAGGAGCAAAGACUAAAACAGAGAUUGACUGUGGUGAGGUGGUCCCUGAACAGUUGGGUGGUGGAUGCACCCCUCUCUCCCAGACAUCAUCUAAAACCAAUGCCAAAACGGCAAGCACAAUCAGCCACACUGUAAGAAUAAAACUGCCAGCAACUGUCAGAAACACUGUGAGAGAAUACUUCAGCUCAGGUGACAACAAGAAUGGCAACUCGGAUGCAAAAGCAAUUGAAAAAAAACUUGUAAGUAAACUCCAGUAGCAAAGUAAAAUGGCUGAACCAACAGAAAAUGCCACAAAGCUAUCACAUGGUGAGGAAUCAGUUGUCUGAUUGUACAAAUGCUCAUCACUUGGUGUUUUAUAGUGGGUUAUCAGAAUGUAGAUAAUCAAGGAUUACUUUACCUCCCUCUGUGUGUAAAUAUCUAUGUAUUUCUUGCUAAAUUCCAAAUUAAGAAUGGUGCAGAUUAAAUGCAGGAAUUAGGAUUAGUGAUGAAUGCAGAUAAAUGUAUGAUGCAUGUGUAAUGAAAGUUAAGCAAGGAAGUAAGACCGUGUCAGAUGGUAAAGACUCAAUGGGUUAGUACUUGCAGUUCAUUUUGUCAAACUAGUCAGCUUGAUAAGCAAUUUCAACAGUCUGUGCAAUGUCCUGUGGGUUGUUGCUUAGAGGAAAUGAAUGGUAUUUAUGCAAACCACUCAGACAGAGCACCUCCUCCAACUGAAUGGGGAUGCUUAAUGCUUUUGUAUAGCAAAUGGCUGAAGCUAUGAAUAAGGACCUGACAUCUUGCCUUCAAUGUCAUGUGUGUGUUUACUGGAGGGACUGUGACAUGUUCAAGAAGAUGAUAGGGAUAUUAUCCCUGUCAGGGAAAAAUAAAAAUGUGAGGCAAAUUAGGUAUAACAUGCACAAUUUGUUUACGAGCAAACACUUAUACAAAUAUCGUUCAGCUAACACACAAAAUAGCUGUAAAAAAUGUAAAUACAUGAGAUGGAAUAUUAUCCAAACUGAGUUCCAAAUACUGUCAAGCGAUUGCAUGGUGUUCACAUUUUCCUGAUUCUAACUUUUAUCGUUAAAGAAGAAUUACAACAUAAAUCGCAUUGAGUUUUUAAAAAAAAUUAAAAUGUUGUUUUUUAAAAGUUCAGUGCCAUUUUGCAUGUGUAGAAUGGAGCACCUUAUGUACACUGUGUGUGUAUAUUGUCAAGUCCUGACCUUAGUUAUCUUUGUUUUCUUUAUUAUUUUGGUUAGGUCAGGGUGUGACGAGGGUGGUUUGUUUAGUUUUUGUAUUGUCUAGGGUUUUUUGUAUGUUUAGUGGUUUUUGUAAGUCUAGGUGUUUAUAUGUCUAUGGUUGCCUAGAUUGGUUCUCAAUCAGAGGCAGCUGUUUAUCGUUGUCCCUGAUUGGGGACCAUAUUUAGGUAGCCAUAUUCCUUGGGUAUUUUGUGGGUUCUUAUUCUAUGUUUAGUUGCCUGUCUGUACUAGCCAUAUUAGCUUCACGGUUCGUUUAGUUGUUUUGUAUAGUUUGUUCAGUAUUCAUUCUUUGAUUAAAGAAGUAUGUACGCUUA